UUUGUUGACAACUUGCGAUACCUAUGGCAUCACUUGUAAUUAAUCUAGAAGAAGGUCAAAUUAGAGGCAAGGAAGAUGAAGAUUAUUUGGGUAAAACUUAUUAUAGUUUUUUGGGUGUUCCCUACGCUAAAGCUCCUAUUGGAGAAUUGAGGUUUAAGGCCCCUGUGCCGGUAGAACCCUGGAAUCGUAUUCUGGACACCACAAAAGAAGGACCAGCAUGUCCGUCCCACCAUAUGAUAUUUACCAAUUAUGUUGGGUGUGAAGAUAACUGUCUAAACCUAAAUGUAUUCACACCACAGUUACCCGAUGAUGACAGUUCUGGGUCACUCAAACCAGUCAUGGUUUGGAUUCAUGGGGGUGGUUUUUUAAUGGGUUCAAACCAUAAAGAAUUAUACGGACCUGAUUAUCUGAUAACUGAAGAUAUUGUACUUGUUGCAAUUAAUUACCGAUUAGGAGUUUUAGGAUUUCUUAGUUUGGAAGAUGCAUCCUUGGAAGUUCCCGGAAACGCCGGAUUSAAAGACAUGGUUCUUGCACUUAAAUGGGUUCAAAAAAAUAUCAAAAAUUUUGGUGGGGAUCCAAAUAAUGUUACCAUUUUUGGUGAAAGUGCGGGUGGAGCUGCUGUUCAUUUCUUGUAUCUUUCUCCUAAAACUGAAGGACUGUUUCAUAAAGCAAUAGUUCACAGUGGAAGUGCCUUAAACCCAUGGGCUCGGGGUUGUAGCAAUGCUUUGGAAAUUGCUAAAAAUCUCGGGUAUAAAGAAACAGACGAAAAAAAGAUAUUGGAAUAUUUGAAGUCUUUGCCAGCGAAAACAAUUGUGGAUGCACAAGCAAAAACUCCCGAUCCGUUUAAUGCUUCCACAAUACGACCAUUUGGACCAGUUGUUGAAAAAUAUGUUACAGACAGUUCUUUUUUAACUGAAGAGCCUAUUGAUAUUAUUAAAUCUGGCCGAUUUAAUCAUGUGCCAUUAAUUAUGGGGUACACUUCUAGAGAAGGAAUGCUUGUUGAACUUAUUAAACUAGUGCAAAAAGACGCAAGGAGUCUUAAUUUGGAAAACGAAAUUUACUACGAUUUAAAUCUAGAAAAGGGAUCAGAAACAUCCCAAAAAAUUGCAGCCUCCAUUAAAGACAAAUAUUUUGACAAUAAAGAACCUACAGAAAAUGACUUGGACAAAGUGUUGAAACUCAAGACAGAUAAUAUGUUUUUUCAUGGAAUUUACAGAAGUAUCUAUUGCCAAAAACAAACCAGUCGUAAACCCAUUUAUUUCUACAAAGUGACUCUAGAUACACAGUUAAACAUUCUUAAAAAUAUAGUUUCUUCCAAUCACAUUUACCUUUUAAUGUCUUUAUACUUUCUGGUUUUAAAAUUUGGUAAAGGCAUGAUGAGCACAAUGCUCUUAAGCUUGUCGAAAAAGCUUUCAGUAAAACCUAUUCACGGCACAUGUCAUGGCGACGAUCUCUUUUACAUAUUUUGCUCAAUUUGGAAUGGAAAACUUGAACCAAAAAGUGAAGAAGAGAAACAUGUGCAGAAGUUUGUUAAGUUGUGGACGAAUUUUGCAAAAACCGGAAAUCCAACACCGAAUAAAAAUGACCAACUUUUAAAUAUUGAAUGGAAACCUGUGACCAAAGAAGAAAAUUUUUAUCUUAAGAUUGGUAAGGAACUAGAAGUCAAGUCAAAUCCGGCAAGUGAAAGGAUGAAAUUUUGGGACGACAUUUGCAACGUUUAGGUUUUUUUUUGUUGACGUGUUGUUUGUAACAAAUAUAAAUGUACUAAUAAAGAAAUAUCACAAACUUUCAAUAAAAAAACCAUUGAUAAUAAUAUUAAUAACGAAAAAUAAUCCCCCCACUUACUAGUUAGUGGGAGAUCAAUUAAGCAACAACUGAAUGUAAUCA
Tribolium madens (black flour beetle) is the source of this 1887-nucleotide messenger RNA. Its product is annotated as esterase B1-like. Lineage: Eukaryota; Metazoa; Arthropoda; Insecta; Coleoptera; Tenebrionidae. The record is from RefSeq and is a predicted model, not a curated record. The transcript is spliced from 6 exons. The coding region runs from base 24 to 1721 and encodes 565 amino acids.